Molecule: messenger RNA, 1059 nt
Organism: Neurospora tetraspora
Lineage: Eukaryota; Fungi; Ascomycota; Sordariomycetes; Sordariales; Sordariaceae
Exons: 5
Coding region: 1-1059 (352 amino acids)
Biological process (GO): secondary metabolic process
Cellular component (GO): cytoplasm; cytosol
Molecular function (GO): hydrolase activity; carboxy-lyase activity
Source: RefSeq, a predicted model, not a curated record
AUGGACGUCAACACCACCAAUAAAGCCCCCAAGGGCACCAUAGCCAUCGAAGAAGCCGUCCUCAACCCCUCCGGCAUCGCCUGGAUGGCCGAAACAGCCACCCUCUUCAACCCUUCCUCUUCUUCCACCUCCUCCGGCAACCCCCUCCAACAUCUCCACGGCCACACCACCCAUCUCCUUGAUAUCCACGACACCCGUCUGGCGCAAAUGGACGCCCAUGGCGUGGAAUACAUGCUCCUCUCCUUGACCUCCCCGGGGCCACAAGGCCAGAGCUCCCCCCUCGCAGCUGAACAGCUCGCGCGAGAGGCAAAUGAUUGGCUUGCUAGGGAGGUUAGCAAGAACCCGACUCGGUUUGGGGCGUUGGCUAGUGUCUCUAUGCAUGAUGCGGAGGAAGCGGCGGGGGAGGUGAGGAGGGCUGUUAGAGAGUUGGGGAUGUACGGGGUGAUUAUCAAUGACUAUCAAGAAGUUGAAGCAGGAGGAGAGGGGGACAGGGGGAAGAAAGUACAGGCCGUUUGGAAGGGGGUGGAGGAUUUGGGGGUGCCGGUUUAUAUGCAUCCUCGGUAUCCGCCUAAUAAGGAGUUGGGGCAGGGGACGGGAACAGCCGAACGGAAGCACUUGUUGGGAGCCGCGGUGCAGUUCCAUUUGGACUUGAGCAAGCAUUUGUAUGCGAUUUGUUCGAGUGGGGUGUUUGAUGAGUUCCCUGGGGUGCAAGUGGUGGUUGGACAUCUUGGGGAAGGCAUUCCCUUCAACCUCUGGCGAGCCGACCACUGGUACAACAAACCAGUGAAGAAAGCGUCGAGACCGUCGAAACACGAUUACGGAUACUACUUCAAGCAUAACAUCUCGAUUACGACGUCAGGGUUCUUUUCGACUCCUGGACUCAAGUUCUGCAUCGAUCAGAUUGGGGUGAAGAGGUGCUUGUUCUCUAUAGACUACCCCUACGAUACCAUCGAGGAAGCGCAAACCUGGUGGAAAGGAGUCGAUCUCCCCGACAAAGAGAAGGAGAUGGUCGCCAGAGAAAACGCCAUCAGAUUGUUCAAACUUCCCUUGGAACUCUAA